Molecule: messenger RNA, 3718 nt
Organism: Homarus americanus (American lobster)
Lineage: Eukaryota; Metazoa; Arthropoda; Malacostraca; Decapoda; Nephropidae
Product: polypeptide N-acetylgalactosaminyltransferase 10-like
Exons: 22
Coding region: 432-3251 (939 amino acids)
Biological process (GO): dephosphorylation; 2-oxobutyrate biosynthetic process
Cellular component (GO): Golgi apparatus
Molecular function (GO): pyridoxal phosphate binding
Source: RefSeq, a predicted model, not a curated record
AGGGCCAGUGCGGGAACAGCUGACAGCUGGGAUCUCGGCCGCAUACUUAAAACACCUCAUCAGUUACCUUCAGUGACAGUAACGGGGUCUUCUGUAAGAUCAUUAGAAUAAUAGACAACAGCAGAUUAUGUAUCAACCACACCACCAUCUGAUUAGAUAAGGGCACGCAGUAACAGUACUGGAGUCAUCAACAGGUUAUUUUCUAGUUAAGAAUUCAGACCAAGGAAAGCCAUGAAGUACUGCAGCACACGGGGUCUGGAGACUGGCCUCUCCUUUAAAGAUGUCUUAUUCUCAGAAUGCGCGCCUUAUCCGCCCGCUGUUUAAAUACCCAGCCCGGGUUAUCAGGUUCCAGUGUGACUAUUUGCCUGUCACUCACACGCUCAGCCACAGGGAACCUUCCUGAAUGAUAUGCAAAAGAUGGUGGGUUAUAUAUGCCAGACACCAUUCCUGCACUGAGCAAGAGAGAGUUGGAGCAGUGGCGUGAACACACUUACCCUGAGCUGAUGUAUGCCAUUGGCCGCAAGUUUAUUGAUCCCCAGGAAAUUCCAGACAAAGAUUUAGAUGAUAUAGUCAACAGCAGCUUACAAAGGUUCAAAAUCCCAGAAGUCGUUCGUAUUGAGCAUUUACAAGGAGGAUUGAAUAUUGUGGAACUCUUUCAUGGAAGAACUAUGGCUUUCAAGGACUUGGCUCUGUCCGUAGUGGGUAACCUACUGAACUACUUUCUCAGUAAGAGUGGUCAGCACAUCACGAUCCUCAUAGGCACAUCAGGUGAUACUGGUAGUGCGGCCAUUGAGAGUGUGCGCGGAAGAGAGUGCAUAGACAUUAUUGUACUUCUGCCACACGGUCGUUGCACAGUCAUUCAGGAGUUACAGAUGACUACAGUUAUUGAAGACAAUGUUCAUGUUUAUUGUGUUGAAGGAAACUCUGAUGAAUUAGACAAGCCUAUCAAGCAGUGUUUUGCUGACAAGGAGUUUGUCUCGGCUCACAAUCUCAUCUCAAUCAACUCCAUCAACUGGGGACGCAUCAUGGCACAAGUGGCUCACUUCUUCUUCACAUACUACCAACUGUGUGGCAACGUGGGUGACCUCGUCCAGGUGAUAGUACCAACUGGAGCUGCUGGUAACAUAACAGCUGGCUGCAUAGCACAGAAAAUGGGACUACCCAUCACGCUGGUGUCAGGAGUAAACAUUAACGACUCUGUAUCAAGGGCAAUAGAAAAAGGAGACUUUUCACUGAAGGAUGAAGUAUAUCAGUCUCUUGCCCCUGCCAUGGAUAUACAGAUUCCAUAUAAUGUGGAGAGGUUGGUGUAUAUAUAUGCUGACAGUAACACUAAGAGGGUCAAAGACAUCAUGGAUAAAUAUGAGAAGGACGGCAAGACGAGUAUUCCUCGGGACAUUUUGGACGCCAUGAGGAAGACCAUUAUUGAAUCAAUUGUGGUUGAUGAUGCCAGAAUAACAGAGGUGAUGCAAAGAAUACAUGAGGAGCAUAAAUAUGUAGUGUGUCCCCAUACUGCAGUGGCUGCUGCCUAUCACUACCAAAGAUUCUUCGAACACUGCUGGAGACAGCUGGGAACUCGAGGCUGUUUGUUUACAAUAAUAUUCUCAGACACGGGUAUUGUGGAAGGGGAGCUACAGCCACUGGUCAACUGGCACAACAAUACGCAGGAGGUGCUAGACGCUGCCAGAGAGGGCCCAGGGGAGCAAGGCAGGCCCCACUACCUCGGACCAGGCCUCGAGAAGAAGAGGGAUGAUCUGUAUUACACCAAUGGUUUCAAUGCCCUCCUCAGCGAUGACAUCGCACUUGACAGGUCACUUAAGGACAUCCGGCAUCCCAAAUGCAAGACAAAGUUAUACAGUGCCAAACUGCCAACAGUCAGCAUAGUGAUUCCCUUCUUUGAGGAGCACUGGACAACCCUCCUACGUACAGUCGUCUCUGUAGUUAAACAUUCCCCACGACACCUCCUGAAGGAGAUCAUCUUGGUUGAUGAUGGCAGUACCAUAAAGGAUUUCCUGAAGGAUCCAUUGGACAACUGGCUGAAGGAACACGUUCCCAUUGCUAAAGUUAUACGUCUGCCUUCUCGGGUAGGGCUGAUUGUUGCCCGCCAAGAGGGUGCCAAGGCCGCCACAGCUGAUACCAUUGUGGUCCUGGAUUCCCACUGUGAGGUCAUGGUCAACUGGCUGCCUCCCCUCCUGGAUCCCAUCGUUGUCAACUACCGCACCGCUGUGUGUCCGCUCAUUGAUGUGAUCAACAAGGACACAUUUGCCUACUCCCCGCAAGACAAUGGUGCUCGGGGAGCCUUUGACUGGCGAUUAUACUACAAGAGGUUACCGCUGACAGACAAGGACAACAAUCUCUUACCAGAGCCAUUUGAGAACCCAAUUAUGAAUGGAGGAUUGUUUGCCAUUAGCCGCAAAUUCUUCUGGGAGUUGGGAGGCUACGACCCUGGCCUGGCCAUCUGGGGUGGUGAGCAGUAUGACCUGUCCUUCAAGAUCUGGCAGUGUGGGGGCAGAAUGCUGGACGCUCCCUGCUCGCGGGUGGGCCACGUCUUCAGGGGCGCUCCUAAAGGUCGACCAUCAGUCAAGGGAGACUUCCUCAGUAAGAACUACAAGAGAGUGGCAGUGGUGUGGAUGGAUGAAUAUGCUGAAGCACUGUACCGCAGGAACCCGCACCUGCGUGAAGUUGAUGCUGGAGAUGUGUCAAGAGAAUUGGAGAUACGUGAACGUCUCCAGUGCAAAAGCUUCAAAUGGUACCUGGAGAAUGUAGCGCCCGACUUGGUGAAGAGGUAUCCACCAGUCGAGCCACCAGACUACGCUAAUGGAACAAUUAAGAGCGUCGCGUCGCCUACACUCUGCCUGGACAACGGCUCUAAGGAAUACGGCCCUAUCAUCAUGUAUGGCUGUCACGGCGGCGGUAGUCAGUACUUCGCUCUAUGCUGGCGUAAGACUAUAAGGAUCCAGAGUGAACAGUUCUGCUGGGUAGUUCCUCACACUCAGAGCAGCCCACCCACCACCUCCAACUGCCGCAUAGGAGAACACAUCCCCUCCAUGACCUGGCGAUAUGACCCUGAGACACAGCAGAUACAGUCAGAGAGUAGUGGGUGGUGCGUCGAGGCUCAACCCAAUAGCCACACCCUCAAGAUGGCCGUCUGCGACAACAACAAGGUGGAGCAAAAGUGGAUCUUUAGUUUCACCAACACCAAACUCAUCCAAGACCAAUACCCGCAUUUCCCCAAGUCUAGAGAUACGCUUUAGAGAGAGAGAGAGAGCAAAACAGUGUGUAAGCAAGGCAUGAAAGCCAUAUAUAACCUAUAGUAGUUAUUUUUUUAUUGAAAUCCAAAAUAAGCUUCGCCCCUCAUUCUAGUUUUGGCUUGUGAUUGGUAAGACCCAGACGCCUACGAUCUCAUGAGUUCUGAGUCAAAAUGAUCAUCUACUUGUUCCUCAGAAGUCAAGUCGGUCGGAGAUUAAUAUUUAGCAUAGUAAUCUCUUUCUCUGCUUACCCAGGUAUGGAGUAGGCUAACAGUAAUAUAAGUAAUGUACAGUACCUGUCGUAGCCUACAGUACAUGCAAAGUAGGUUAAAUGUUUGUUACAAUGUCUUAUGAUUUUUUACAUUAGGCUGGUUUCAAGAAGGUUGUAACAGAUGUCUCCUAAUCACGAACAGAUAUAAAACACCAAUAGUAGCCCGAUAAGAAAAAAAAAACAAGCAAACUAAUUUACAGGG